Messenger RNA from Haliaeetus leucocephalus (bald eagle), 1624 nucleotides. It is a transcript of the gene CENPX, whose product is annotated as stimulated by retinoic acid 13. Gene Ontology annotation, cellular component: FANCM-MHF complex; Fanconi anaemia nuclear complex. Gene Ontology annotation, molecular function: protein heterodimerization activity. The record is from RefSeq and is a predicted model, not a curated record. Gene Ontology annotation, biological process: replication fork processing; kinetochore assembly; resolution of meiotic recombination intermediates. Lineage: Eukaryota; Metazoa; Chordata; Aves; Accipitriformes; Accipitridae. The transcript has 5 exons. The coding region runs from base 2 to 250 and encodes 82 amino acids.
CAUGGAGGAGCGGGACGGCCGCGCCGGCGGCUUCAGGAAGGAGACCGUGGACCGGCUGCUCCGCCUCCACUUCCGGGACGGGAGGACCCGAGUUAACGGCGACGCGCAGCUGCUGAUGGCGGAGAUGCUGAACGUCUUCGUCCGAGAAGCGGCGGCACGGGCGGCGCGGCAGGCUCAGGCGGAGGACCUGGAGAAGGUGGAUCUUGAGCAGGUGGAGAAGGUGCUGCCGCAGCUGCUUCUCGAUUUCUAGAGGCCUCAUGAAGCACACGUGGCCCGCCAGCAGAAGACCCUGACCUGACUGAACAUCAGACUCGCCCUCAGAGUCUAGCUCUAGGAAGAACAGUCUCAACUUUUUCUUUCUCUGCCAUUUUGCUUCUGUUUCCUGUCUGCUUUACCAAGCAUGACUAAGCCCUAGGCAACUAUGCUGUCAGAGGCUAUUUUUGAAAAGAGGCUGCCACACGUUUGUUUUGGUCGGCUAAGUGUGUAGCUAGUUUCCAUCUUGCUGCCUUACUCCUUUAACAGUAGCCUGUACUUCACAGCACAGUAAGAUGCUGUUGCUUUCCCAGCUAAUGUGAGAAACAGGUGCCGCUUCAGAGAUGCAUGGAAAGACUUAAUGGCUGGAAAUGUCAUCCAAACUUCAGUCUCUCAUCGCCUCAGCGGGCAGCUGUGGCAGAAACUUUAGGUCCAGCUCCAAGCCUGUCUAAUGAAUAGGUUGUUAACAGGAGCUCAGUCACAGGCUCUUGCCAAAAGCAGGUAACUGAUCUUUAUUUUAUAAAUAAACAGUGUCUGUCCCUCACUACCUUCCAGUAUUUCUCCAGGGCUGUGACAUCAAAGAAUGCUUGGAACCUUUUAACCAUUUGAUAUUCUCCUCAGAAGCUGCUUCCCCUCUGCUAUAAAUUUGUUCUCACAAAGAAACAUCAAUAAAUUAAAACAGAGUCUCCCUCGUGUAGGCUCUUUGCUGCAAUUAAUCAUCGAAAGUCAAGUUGCUUCAAAGACUUGCGGAGUUUCCCCCUCACCCGCCCUCUUUGCUAAAUCUUUGUAGGACGAAAGGAAAAAGGACAGAAUAACAAACAGCAUGUGUGAAAAUCCCACAUCAUGGGACAGCCUGGCCCCUCAGCCAGCAGGGGGGCCGGGGAGGGGGGAAAGCUGUGAAAUAAGAAACCUUACACAUGUAGGCAGGACCCACACAACUGAACUGGCUUUGUUGGGGAAACAUAGCCGGCUGCAUGAAAAGCAGCUGACACCAGCGUGUCUUAAGGAUUGCACACCCUCUGUUGUUGGCUAUCUGUAGUCUUUAUGGUUAGUAACAGCGAGCGAUUUUUUUCCCCAUUGACAGCUGUAGCAGGCAGAAGCUCAGUAGGUUACUGCACGCUUUCAGCCAAGAGCUAUCAAGGUCAUCACUCGGGAUGCCAGCCACUUGGAAACUUCAGCUAAAACCACAAUUUAAUACACAUUCUUUCUGAUGACAGUACCAGCUUAAGCAGUGCCCCGUCCCUCUGCAUUGCAGCCUCUUUGCCAAGACAACUGUUUGUGCAGCUGUACAACGAAACCAAUGAAGGAACUGACCUAGUUCAGCCUUCAGCCCUGCAACCAUAUGGUAAAAAAAGGCAAUAGCAAAAAAAAA